CUAAGGCAGACUGAUGGGAAGUUUGAGAAAGUAUCAGUGAUCGGUCUGGCGGGUGGUGAAGACGCGGAGAAGUUGCGGGAACUCCAUGUUGAAAGAUGUGUUAAAACAGACCUCUGUUGAUUUCAUCGUGUUGUGGAAGGUCCCCCAGAAAACUGCAUUAGGUGCAGUACAUCUAUACUAUCUAGUUGUUUGACCGUGACACCCACUCUUUGUAUCCAAGAACCGUUUCAGUGUUACGUGAUCUCAUAGUAUUUGAAUCCUAUGCUGACCAGUGUCUACGUCAUGAUCUUCAUCCCGCGUUCGUAUCUUAAUGGCGGUCUUGACUUAUACUAUUCUGUCUGCUUCACAACGAUUCGUGUUUUUUCAUUGCGUGAGCAGUACUCAAAUUUAACGGACAGGUUUUGUUUCCACUUCGCUACUUCCGCUGGCAGCUCUCUUGAUGGUCGUAAAGGAGAGGUAUCAUCAGCUUGCACAUCUCUGCCUCCGCAAGUGCCCUCGUUUCCUAUCGUUACCCAAUUCGCGGGUAGUAUAUGCAGCCGUAUUCUCACGUUGCCCAGCCAGUCUACUAGUGCUCCCGGUUCCGGAAUUAAUGUCACCGUUCCAGCAUCAUCUACAAUAACUAGCUCUGGGAGCACCACUGUAACUAACGCAUCAAUACCAACCAGUAAUGUUGGGCCAAUACCUACCAAUCCUCCGAUGAACCCCGGGUCCGGAGAAACAACCACUCAGAGCUCUUCCCAAACCUCAGGGAGUUCGGUCACCACUGGUAGUACUUCAUCCUACUCAGUUACAAUUCUUACGAACUUGACUUCCCAAUCCACGUCUCAUCCGCCAGUUUCAUCCACCAAUGAGAAUUCCACAUCUUCUGCUACCAAUAGUUCGCAAUCCAAAAUAAUUCCAAUCAUCGGUGCCACAGUCGGGUCCUUUGUAUUCUUGCUGCUCCUUCUAUGCGCCCUCGUAUACAUCCUCCACAGACGACAGCAGAAGAGGAAAUAUCCUGCCAUAUUUCACCGCGACAUGAUGGUUCGGCAAAAGCGAUCCGAGUCGAAUCUGCCUCUUACUCCGACAGUAAAAGAUUCAGAUGCUUACACGAACUUUGGGGAUGCAGAGAAACAUACAUCGUACGGUUCUAUGGACAAAGAAGACAUUGCGCUGAGUCCCAAGGACUAUUUGGAAUAUUCGCUGCCCGUGCCCACCGCCUGGUUGGGCAACAGAUCCGAGAUCCUAUCUCCUGCUCGCGCACACGCAAACCGUGGUCCACCAGAUGGGGCUACAUGACGUUUUAGAGAGGCGGAAAACUCAAGACGGAUUUGAUGCAGGGUGAAGACAUGCAAGAAGAGCUUAAGGCGAGGAUCGCCGACCUUGGAAAUUCUCCUGGGCGCUUGGAUUUAUUGAUAACAUGCCGGUCAAUGUUGAGGUUUAGAGGGUCCUGGUCUCGAUGUACAGACGUCCCUACCUAAUGCUAUGGUUUAUUAUAAGAUGCACAUGCGAAAUAGAUGUAAUCGUUAUCUUCAGACGUAGACAGACAUUACUGUAAAACUUUACAGACGUACCUCAUUCGAUCAUAUUCUUUACUAGUUUUUGAUCUUUCAUCUAUUGUGUAAAACUCGGACACAGUGGGAUUAAUUGAGAUGUUUUUCAAAGGCUGAGCUUGUACUCAGUUCAACGACCGCUCGAUACCGGUGCGCGAUGGACGAGGGCUA
This is a messenger RNA of Desarmillaria tabescens, 1703 nucleotides long. RefSeq lists its product as uncharacterized. The record is from RefSeq and is a predicted model, not a curated record. The transcript has 8 exons. Lineage: Eukaryota; Fungi; Basidiomycota; Agaricomycetes; Agaricales; Physalacriaceae. The coding region runs from base 262 to 1278 and encodes 338 amino acids.